Siniperca chuatsi (mandarin fish) is the source of this 4659-nucleotide messenger RNA. It is a transcript of the gene insig2, whose product is annotated as insulin induced gene 2. Gene Ontology annotation, cellular component: SREBP-SCAP-Insig complex; endoplasmic reticulum. Bases 2147 to 2578 code for a protein of 143 amino acids. Lineage: Eukaryota; Metazoa; Chordata; Actinopteri; Centrarchiformes; Sinipercidae. Gene Ontology annotation, biological process: SREBP signaling pathway; cholesterol biosynthetic process; SREBP-SCAP complex retention in endoplasmic reticulum. The record is from RefSeq and is a predicted model, not a curated record. The transcript has 5 exons.
UUCCAUUUCAUUUCUGGCAAUCAGUUUUAAGUGGAGGUGUCAGAGAUGUAACAUAUAUUUCUCUCAUUGCAUUUAAAGUCUAAACUCAAAAAUGAGUGGUGGGGGAAAGAAAUGUAUUCACAUAAGAGUCAUGGUUCUUAUCGAUUCACAGAUUCCAAAAGUUGAUAUCUUGUUAAUAACGUUAACGUUGGAACGUGCUGCCCAUUGACAUCAGGACAGCAGAAACUGUAAACAUCUUCUGUUGCAGACCGAAAACACGUGUUCAGAGUGCACCAUAAAAUUAAAAAACAAAAAAACAAAACCCCCCAUAAAACCUUUAUCUAUAUCUUAUUGUUCCUAAAUGUAGCACUUAAAGCAGUUCAGCAUACUUGAUGAAGUUGAUGUACUUGCAUGAUUCUCCACCAUAAAGGCGGUUUAUGGAGUCAUCACCUGGAGACUAAUGUUAGCGAAGUGGAGCAUUGAACUCCAGCACUAGCAAACAAGCCAGCCAACCAACACACACACAACACACAUUACAAAACAUAAGCCAAAACUUCUACUCCGAUUAGGUGAAGAAAAUAACCAUCAUCAUCAUCAGUCAUGGUGAAUGGACUGUACCUAUAUAGCGCCCAAGGACACUUCGACACGUGGGCUGGGGGAAACCGGGAUCGAACCACCGACCUUCCGAUUGGUGGACGACCCGCUCUAACACUAAGCCACAGUCACCCUUGACAAAAGACUAUAAUAUGCUUCCAAAUUAUUGCAGUUAACUUUUUCAAAUAAAAAAAGCUCGAAUACACUUUUCUUUUUUUCUUUUACUUUUUUUGUUCGGUUAGUGACCUUCAUUGAGACCAGUUCGCUUAAUUGCCAGUUGAGUUUCAUACUGCAUUUCAGUGGCCUAAAGACACGAGUUAAUGGUUUAGCACACAAGAGCCAGAAAAUAGUGACUUCUUUACUAUUUAUUAAAUCAGUAAUCAAUUCUGAACUGAGAAUCAAUUCUGAAUUAAAUCAUGAUACCAGGAGUCAAAAUCAUAUUGUAAGAUUCCCUAAGAUUCCCACCCCUAUUAUACAGUAUAUUUCAUUACAAAUGAGUGUAACCAUAAUUGUAAACCUUACUAUUUGACAAGACACUGAAACUGAAGAGCUGUAUUAAUUAACUUUAUCUGUAUUAUAUAGACACCACGAUUAAUUAAAUCAAAGUGAAAUAAGAUAUUUUUAUGUUACUGAGCUGAACAAAUAAUUGCAGAUAUUAAAAUUGUUUUAUGCAGUUACAUAAAGAGUAAACACAACUGUGCAACCACGGCUCAUGGCAUUGGAAAAAAAAUCAUAUGUGGACCAUGCAGGAGUAUAACUGCACACACAUAUACACACAGCCUUACAUAUGUAUGUAGAACAUAUCACCACCAGGCAAGACUAGCCAGUGUUAUUGAAAUGUUGUCCCCUGGGUAUAAAGCUGUGGAUGGAAAUCCACAAAGCACAAAAGCCUGUGGGUCUCUUCCUCCCCCGAGACACCACACCUCCUACAGGAGCAUGCCGCUUCCACUUGUUGCUAACACACACGCUACACUAUGUAACCCUAGGGGAGCGCUGCUGCAUUUUGUUGACAGUGCAAAAGUGAAUUUGUUUUGAAGCCACAUUAGUUAGGUCAGAGGUAAAAAGGAUGUGAGCUGCAAUGCAAAUCACUGCAGUUUAUUCCCAUUUUCAAAAUACUAACUGGCAGUGUCUGAUGUGAGCUUUUUGGCUAGCUGUUGGGCUGGGAAAUAAAAGAUUUGCACUUUCUGUUCAUUAGAAUCAGGUGCUGUGUGGAGCAUUUUGUAAAGAGUCAAGAACACAUACUCCAUUCAUUCAUCCAUUUAAACAAAGCAUUUGUGCAGUCUGUAAAGGCAAUACUGUGUGCAUGAAGGGAUCUUGAGACGGUGUACCCCUGGACACAGACAUGUAAAAGGCCCCCCACCCUUCCUACAUAGGAGCAAGAUGCUCAGACUUGAAUGUCUUGCGUGCCUGUGUCAUUUGUAGUCAUUUUGUGUCUCUUUGUAGUUGUUUUGUGUUUCUUUUUGUAAAUGUUUUGCAGGGUUUCCCCCAGAAAAGUUGUUAAGCCCGGUGGCAAGUGUAUUGUUUGGCGGGGGCCCGGCGUGGGCCAGCGACUGACUGAUGGCAGCAUUAAGCAAUGAUCGGGUUGUUGUACCCCUGCAUCGACAGCCAUCUGGGUGAGCCACACAAGUUCAAGCGGGAAUGGUCCAGUGUGAUGCGCUGCGUGGCUGUGUUUGUGGGCAUCAACCACGCUAGUGCUAAAGUGGACUUUGCUAACAAUGUCCAGCUGUCUCUGACUCUGGCAGCGCUCUCCAUCGGUCUGUGGUGGACAUUUGACCGAUCCCGCAGCGGCUUUGGCCUGGGAGUCAGCAUCGCCCUGUUGGCAACGCUGGCCACCCAACUCCUGGUUUACAAUGGAGUCUUUCAGUAUACUUCUCCAGAUUUCCUGUAUAUUCGCUCCUGGUUACCUUGCAUCUUCUUUGCGGGGGUGAUAACUAUGGGAAACAUAGGACGGCAGUUAGCCUUGUAUGAAUAUAAAUUCAUUCAGGAAAAGGCCCAUCAGGACUGAGGGAUCUCUUGGCUCCAUCAGGCCUCUGCUCAAAAUGACAUUAUCUUUCCACCAACCUGAAACCAGAGGCAGGUUAUCAGAGAACAUCUGCAUGCAGCAUAGAACAGGAUUGGCUGGCCCUGGAUGAGCCAGUCAGGCAUGUCAAAUGAGCCCUGAGCUACUGAUUGGCUGCCUGGUGCUUUCUGCUGGACCAGACAGUAUUUUUGAUUGGCUCUUGUCGGGCAAUUCAGCGCUCGGGGUGGUCGCUGGCUACAUUUUAACCUGAGCUGAGGUGAACAAUGAGAACAGAGUUUGUUGUGUUGUUUCUUUGGUGCAGUUUAAUUCUACUUACCUAGAAAGGGAUUAGUGGCGAAGCAUCUGUCGUACUUAAGAUCAGCUCAAAUGUUUGAAACCUUUGGCUCCAUUGUGCCUCACACAGGGGAUCAGUUUUAAAGUCUACUCUUAUCUCCUAGUUCUUUCACAUCUUUCACGUAUCAGUGGAGAACACACAGCCUAGUUAACUUAUAUCUAGAAAGAUAUGCAUCUACAUACCAGACAUUUUAUUGUAUGUUAUUAGCUUAUAUCUACAUUUAAAUUUUCUUGAUAAAGGAAUGAUGAUGUGUACUGUACGUUUGUCCGCCCUGGCUGUGAGGACGCAGGGUAUUCAGUGUUCACCUGUAGUGGGUAUUUCUACCAGCCACACCUGCCCUGUUUGUCACCGAUAUUAACAGUAUCAUUACAACCAAAGAAUGAAAGGAGAGUGCUUUCUUAUUCAUUGUGCAAAGCUCUAAGGGUUUAGGAUGGAAGUGAAUGGUACAUUUGGAAUUUACACCGGCUUAGGAAAUUAGUUUCAUCCAUACAUGAACACUGGCUUGAGUUUUAAGCACAUUAAGACAUUUUCUAAAGAAUUUCCUUAUUGUUGGACAAUUUUUGUUUUUAAUCAUUUCAGGCAGCACCAUUUUGUCCAAAUAUAUAACUGUAGCCUUUUCAGUUUCCUGGUUAAAAAAAAAAAAGGGCAAAAAGCAAUGUUUGCUUUUCUCAGGCAUGCCAAAUUUCCCCACUGAUUGUCUUCAUAGCACUUGACUAAAACUUGAUAGUUAUCCUUUAUGAACCAUAGGUGUACCUAAAUUAUAUGACUGUAGAUAAAGGAGAUAGGUAGGUAGAACUUAAAGUAGAAUCAAAUAAUCUGUCUUGGGUGCGUGUAAAGAUUGUAUGUAUGAUCCUAUGUAACUGUUUUAGCUUAAUAUUUACAGAUGUAACGCACACAUUAGCAUAGAAACAUGAUAAACUGAUAAUUUGUUAAAGACAAUUUGCAUGUUUUCACUGGGUUAUAAAGGAUACUUAUGGUGUUGUGAGUGUUGUCAGGAAAAAGCCCUUCAAGCACAUUGGAUAUACAAUAAUGCAUACAUUUCUUUUUUCUGAGGUUGGUUGAAUAAUUCACUAUAGGAGCUGUUUCUUCUGCUUUUCAUUACUGUUAACUUGCCCACAAAGAAAACCUACUUACACAGUGUAUGGCAGUGUGAAAAUCUGUUUAAAAAUCUGAAGUUGUUCCCUGUAUGAAGAAGGCGUUUGUUGGGUGGAUGGAUUGAGAACCCUCCUGGUAAGGCAAGGCAAGUUUAUUUGUAUAGCACAUUUCAACAAGGCAAUUCAAAGUUCUUUACAUAAAACAUAAAAGGCAUCAAGAAAAAAUGUAAAAGCAACAUAGGCAAUAUAAAAAGACAUUUAAAUACAAUUUUAAAAGAGUUAAAUAGAAAAUAAAUAACUAAAAUGCUGCUUCUCCAUGGUAGAAACUAAUAAAUAUAAACAAAGAAGAAAACAUGCAGAAUUAAAAACAAGGAGCUUGUGUAUCUGUAAGAGGUUUGACUAGAUCAUUUAAGGGACAUUUUUAUAACAAUUUGUGUUGAAAUAGGUUGGGUAUAAUUACAAUAAUGUUACAGUAUUUAAAACAGAAACUGUAAAAACAGUGUUUUUGUAAUAUUCCAUGAUAUAGGUUAGGUGAUGUGGAAAAACAUGAUGGAGAAACCUUUUAAUGCAUUUUUGUUUUCUGAACAUGUGCAAUUUGUUUUGGUGUAAUAAAGACCAUGGCCUUUUUGGUAACUGAA